AACACCACGAAGAGACACGAGCUAAAGAGCGUCGCGUCGCGGCCGGGAUACUACAACAGCCGACACCUCCAAGUCCAAACGUUGUGCCUUCCCAAGACACUGCUGGACGUGUAUCCAUCGGUGACGUGUCAACCUCAGAGACGAGCCAAGUGCAAGCAACCAUGAGCACUGCCGCGUAUCAGACGCCCGACUCAAAGAAAGAGGAGUUCAGGAAGUACCUAGAGAAAAGCGGCGUCGUAGAUGCGCUGACUAAAGUACUAGUGGGUCUCUACGAGGAGGCAGACAAGCCGCCGAACGCCGUGGACUACGUCAAGCGCUUCAUGGGCGCCCCAACAGGUAUCGACGUCGACGCACUGCGGGCUGAGAACGAGGAGCUCAAGAAGAAGAAUGCAGAGCUCAUCAAGACCAUCGAGGAGCUCAAUAAACGCCUCACGACGGAGGAGGAAGAGGAGGAAGCCUAACUACUACACGCUCAAAAUCGAGGUCGCUGCGUCGCUAGUGGCUGUAUCUAUUGCUCCAUGAUCACUUCAAUAUCACUCUCCAUUGCACUGUGUAUCCAUUGCCGUAGACUUAAGUGCACUGCGCCAGGAGCUCCGUGAUGUUGUCCUGCACCGA
Phytophthora nicotianae INRA-310 is the source of this 615-nucleotide messenger RNA. RefSeq lists its product as hypothetical. The record is from RefSeq and is a predicted model, not a curated record. NCBI's taxonomy places the organism in Eukaryota, Oomycota, Peronosporomycetes, Peronosporales, Peronosporaceae. Gene Ontology annotation, biological process: regulation of DNA-templated transcription. The transcript is spliced from 3 exons. Gene Ontology annotation, cellular component: nucleus. Gene Ontology annotation, molecular function: transcription coactivator activity. Bases 162 to 461 code for a protein of 99 amino acids.